Phytophthora sojae is the source of this 2355-nucleotide messenger RNA. RefSeq lists its product as hypothetical. The record is from RefSeq and is a predicted model, not a curated record. The transcript has 5 exons. The coding region runs from base 1 to 2355 and encodes 784 amino acids. NCBI's taxonomy places the organism in Eukaryota, Oomycota, Peronosporomycetes, Peronosporales, Peronosporaceae.
AUGGACGCACCGCCGACCAACCCUCCGGCACAUCCCCCCAGCCCGUCGGGCGACGGCGGUUCGACACACGGCUCGCCCCGGUCGACUCAUUCGACCCCUCGAUCGAUGCGAUCGACGGCCUCCCGCCAUGCCGCGGCUUCUUCCGACGCUGCCCGCCGAAUCGCCCGCCUAGAAGAUGAGCUGGCAUGCGCCUACGCUUCCCGAUCGACUAUGAUCCGCGACCGGGCGCGCCAGGACGACACCGGGCGCGAGCUGACCGCGAACCUACACGACUUGGAGCGCCACCGCUGGGCUGCUCAGGGUCAAGGUCUGCAGCUGAUCCAAGGCCUCCGGAAUCAGAUAGUCCAGCAAGCCGCCGAGAUCCAGGAUCUGGAUCGUCGGCUGACGCACGGUCAGGCUCAUCUCGCGACUGCUAGUGCCGAUCGUGAUCGACUGGACCACCAGCUCGAUCUCGCCACGGCGGACAUUUCGGACCUCCGAUCGCAAGUUUCCGAGCAAGAGCGCGAGCUGGACGAGGUAAACCACGAGCUGGACCUUACACGCGGUAGCAUCGAUCGGGUCCAGACUGCCCUUCGGAUGGCCGAAACAGCCGCGGCCACUCCGGCCGCUCCAACCCCGACGCCUCCCACCGGACCCACGCCCGACGUCGAUCGACUGCAGGCCGCCCUCCGCCAGGUGAAUGAGGAGCUGGAUCGGAUGCGUACCGCCCGAGAUACCGCGAGAGACCAAGCCACCGCUGCCGUGAAAGACGUCGAUCAAGCUCAUCAGGACCGCGACGUUGCGCUCCGAGAGAGCGCCGAUCUCCGAUCGUGUCUCGAAAGCGCGCAACAAGUGAUCCGCGCCCAAGACGCCCAAUUCAUCGACGGCCAGGACGCCUACACUAUGUUGCGGCGCGUCAGCGAUCGAUCCAACGAGGAUCUCGAGAAUGUGGCCGACGCCUUAUCUCGCGUAGUUCGGUGGAUUGGACUUCGCCAGUGCGCGCCGACCACGCCUGUCCGUCGUAGCCGCAGUCGUUCCGGAUCUCCGGACUCCGUCAGGCACAUCCACAAACGUGACCGAUCGGCGCCUCCACCACGCAGUCGGUCUACGAGUCGAUCGCCCGCUCGGUCUCCCUCACCUUCCUUUUCGUUACCCGGCCAUGACGAUGAACUCCCUGCUGGGGGUCAGCCUGCCGAAGAUCAACCCGCAAAGAAGGUGCCUGCUGCAGAUCAACCGCCUUCCGAUCUGAACGAUCAAGAGGGAUCGGACCAAGAAGAGUUAGGUUCGCCCCCUCGAUCUACGCAGGAAGACCGGUCGGAAGAGGAGGAGUCGUCUCCGGCCCGAUCCGCGGCCGGCGAGGAAAAUUCCGAAUCGGAGGGGCCCGGUCAAGAGACCGACGAAGAAGAAGACGAGUCGGAGGGGUCUGAUCAGGAGGCUCUCGCAGCCUUAGCUCGAUCCCGAUCGGAGGCUCGCCGCCGUCAAUCUGCCUUGCCGGCCCUCCCGUCAUGGCUCACCUGGACCGACGCCUCCGGGAUCCCCGCCUGGUUCCCCACCUGGAUCGCCGCCGCCCGGUUCUCCGCCUGGAUCGCCGGGGCGUCGUCCUCUGACCCCUGGCCUUCGAUCCUGCUGGGACAGCUACAGAUCACCGGCAUGAUCCUGUCGACGCUGACCCACCAUCUCCACCUACCCGGGGGCUGGCUCUUCCCGCUCGUCGUUCGGGGCAUUGCACAGCCUGCGGCCGGGGUUGGCUAUCGAGACGACCUGAUCACCGGACCUAACAUUACCGCGCUAAUGGCCGAUCGCCCCUGGCAGGCGCUGCAGAACCCGGCCGAUCCGUUGACUUUCGAUCUGGCACUCCAUCGAGGCGCCGGCGCCCGAUUGGGUCGGAUCGCCACUGCCUAUCUUCCGUUCGAAGAGCAGAAUCGCCAGGCCUUCUGGGAAACCACUCAUUAUCUCCCGAUCACGGGCGCCCAGCGUUGGGAUCAGAUCGUCGAGCGAUACCAUCGCGAUCGUCGUGCCCGACGGAUCUGCCUCGGUGAUCGGUGGCGCCGACUCCUCGUCGAUAUGCUGCCGAUGAUGCGAGAGAUGUGGGCAGACGUCGAUCUGUUGCUGGGCCCAUUCUUCCUGCAGAUCCCGGUGCGACAGCGGGACGCUGUGACCUGGUAUCCUGGCGUGGUAUCUCGCGCUGCGAUCAUCGGCAACCCCACCCAACACCAUGCCGAACCGACUGACCUCCGAACGGCCCUAAUCGAGGCCGACACCCAUGUUCCCUGGCGGAACCAGUACCGCGCCCACCCCCAGAUCCAUCCAGCCCAGCGGAUCCCGCGUCUCCGCAACAAGUUCAACCCCAACGUCAGCGCCCAACACCAGCCGUGA